Messenger RNA from Saccoglossus kowalevskii, 351 nucleotides. Its product is annotated as thymidine phosphorylase-like. NCBI's taxonomy places the organism in Eukaryota, Metazoa, Hemichordata, Enteropneusta, Harrimaniidae. The record is from RefSeq and is a predicted model, not a curated record.
AUGCCGACUUUUCGCACUGCAGAUUUGAUUAUAAAGAAGCGCGAUGGAGGCGAAUUGGACGAUGACGAGAUCGAUUGGUUUGUGAAAGGCGUCGUUGGAAAGAGAGUCCAAGAGAGUCAAAUAGGCGCAAUGUUAAUGGCAAUAUGCUUGAAGGGAAUGAUUGAGAGGGAGACAAUCUCACUGACCAAAUCUAUGAUGAAAUCUGGUGACGUUUUGAAAUGGCCGGAUGAAUGGAAAGGUUUGAUAGUUGAUAAGCAUUCCACUGGUGGAGUUGGGGAUAAAGUCAGUCUUCCAUUGGCUCCAGCUUUAGCAGCAUGUGGUAUGAAGGUAAGUAUAGUACAGCGCCCUCAG